Microcebus murinus (gray mouse lemur) is the source of this 4317-nucleotide messenger RNA. RefSeq names its product sphingosine-1-phosphate receptor 1 (gene S1PR1). Gene Ontology annotation, cellular component: membrane. Gene Ontology annotation, biological process: G protein-coupled receptor signaling pathway. NCBI's taxonomy places the organism in Eukaryota, Metazoa, Chordata, Mammalia, Primates, Cheirogaleidae. The record is from RefSeq and is a predicted model, not a curated record. Gene Ontology annotation, molecular function: sphingosine-1-phosphate receptor activity.
AUCUGCCGGGAUGGUGAGGCAGUGCGAUCCGGACUGGGUGGAAGCCUUCUUUGUAACAAACAGUAGGGCAGGGGCAGAAGAACCCUGAACUCGCCUCUCAGGCGGAUCUGACCAAGGCCAGCUCUCACCCUCACGUUCCUAAGUAGCAUCAAGGCAAAAGAUCUUUUCUGGACCGCGUUUCUCAGCAGCUCAGAUCCGGGAGCCCCCAGCCGCAGGCGGAGGGCGUCGGGGGUUAAAGCAUUAACCCCUCCCAGUCUCUCCCUAAAGAAGCCGCCCUGCCUUAGCGCGGCGGCGCUAGGCGACUUCGCUUCGCGGGCAGGAGCGGGCCGCGGAGGACGGGACAGGCCAUUGGAGUGCACUGCUGCGGAGGGAGGGGACCCCGACUCCAGUAAGUUUGCAAGAGCACGACGCAGUCAGUCGGGGGCAGCAGCAAGAUGCGGAGCGCGCGGUGCAGACCCGGAGCUCUCCGAACGCAACUUCGCCCCGCCUGAGCGAGGCUGCGGUUUCCGAGGCCCUCUCCAGCCAAGGAAAAGCUACACAAAAAGCCUGGAUCUCCCACUGAACCACCCCUGCGGCGGCGACUGAAGUCUCUCUCGGCCUCGCCCUCUAGCGUUCGUCUGGAGAAGCGCCACCCCCGGGUUCCUGGGGACACAGUGUGCCACCAUGGGGUCCACCAGCAGCCCGCUGCUCAAGGCCCUCCGCAGCGUCUCUGAUUAUGGCAACUAUGACAUCAUCGUCCGGCAUUACAACUACACGGGGAAGCUGAAUAUCAGCGCGGACAAGGAGAACGCCAUUAAACCCACCUCGGUGGUGUUCAUUCUCAUCUGCUGCUUUAUCAUCCUGGAGAACAUCUUUGUCUUGCUGACCAUUUGGAAAACCAAGAAGUUCCACCGCCCCAUGUACUACUUUAUUGGCAACCUGGCCCUCUCAGACCUGUUGGCAGGAGUGGCCUACAUAGCCAACCUGCUCUUGUCUGGGGCCACCACCUACAAGCUCACCCCCGCGCAGUGGUUCCUGCGGGAAGGGAGUAUGUUCGUGGCUCUGUCUGCCUCGGUGUUCAGCCUCCUGGCCAUCGCCAUUGAGCGCUACAUCACCAUGCUGAAGAUGAAACUGCACAACGGGAGCAACAGCUUCCGCUCCUUCCUGCUGAUCAGCGCCUGCUGGGUCAUCUCCCUCAUCCUGGGCGGCCUGCCCAUCAUGGGCUGGAACUGCAUCGGCGCGCUGCCCAGCUGCUCCACCGUGCUGCCGCUCUACCACAAGCACUAUAUCCUCUUCUGCACCACGGUCUUCACGCUGCUCCUGCUCUCCAUCGUCAUCCUGUACUGCAGGAUCUACUCCUUGGUCAGGACUCGGAGCCGCAGGCUCACCUUCCGCAAGAACAUUUCCAAGGCCAGCCGCAGCUCCGAGAAGUCGCUGGCGCUGCUCAAGACGGUGAUUAUCGUCCUGAGCGUGUUCAUCGCCUGCUGGGCCCCACUCUUCAUCCUGCUCCUGCUGGACGUCGGCUGCAAGGUGAAGACCUGCGACAUCCUCUUCAGAACGGAGUACUUCCUGGUGUUGGCGGUGCUCAACUCCGGCACCAACCCCAUCAUCUACACCCUGACCAACAAGGAGAUGCGCAGGGCCUUCAUCCGCAUCAUGUCCUGCUGCAAGUGCCCCAGCGGAGACUCCGCGGGCAAAUUCAAGCGGCCCAUCAUCGCGGGCGUGGAGUUCAGCCGCAGCAAAUCGGACAACUCGUCCCACCCCCAGAAGGACGACGGGGACAACCCAGAGACCAUCAUGUCUUCUGGAAACGUCAACUCUUCUUCUUAAAAAACUGGAAGCUGCCGACCCACCGGAAGCUCUUGCAAGGUCACCCACCACCCCAGCGUUUGGGGAAAAAAAAAAAAUCUCUGGGCUUCCACCGCUGCCAGGGAGGAGCUGCUGCGAGCCAGAGGGAGGAGGAGGGAGAACGCGGACGGCCUGGUGGUGCCGGGUGUCGGUGGGUAGCGUUAGUUCCUGUGAACAAUGCACUGGGAAGGGUGGAGAUCAGGUCCCGGCCUGGAAUAUAUUUCCUCCCGCCCCCACCCACCCCUUGGAGCUUUGAUUUUGCACUGAGCCAAAGGUCUAGCAUUGUCAAGCUCCUGAAGGGUUCUUUUGGCCCCUCCUCAAAGACUGGUAUCCCCAUGUGAAAGCGUCUCUUUGUCUGGAGCUUGGAGAAGAUGCUUUCUUUCACUUUAGUUCCAAACCCAAGUGAGUGUGUGCACUUCUGCUUCUCUAGAGAUGCUUUGCGUGCCCCGCCCUCCCUCCUCAAAACUCUUUGACUUUAUAUUUUAACUACCUGGCAUUCAUCAGACCCGAAUCUGUGGCGUGGUCCAUUUCCUGAUUAUCUGUGGCAGGGAGGCUGCGUGGAGGAGGUAGGCGGCGAGGAGAUGGAGGAGGUUUGGAGGUAUAGAGCAAUUUUCGUUUGCUGAGGCCAAAGGAUGUAAGCAGGAUCAAUUUUUUGAAUUUGGCUGAAGGCACUUUGAUUUUUAUUUUUAUUUUUUUUAAAAAACAGUCUUUCAAUGAAAUGUGUUGCAGUUUCAUAUUCACUGUGGCUGAAGUCUGCAGUAAGGAGUUCCACUUUAUCUAAAUGAUACCAGCCAGGAUCCUUAGUGUCAUAGGAGAAGCAAAUAAGCAAAACAAGGUGAAAACUGACAACCAGGUUAACUUUCGUAAACCAAGGGAGAUUUCCUAAUGAAUUAGUCUAACAAAUGCAAAAUCUGUCUUUGGCACUUUUUGUUGAUGUUUAUUUCAGAGUGUUGUGUGAUUCAUUUCGAGCAACAAGAUGUAUUUCGUUGUGUGAAAAGUACUUUUUAUGAUUUUUGAAUGUAUUUGUUUCAGUGGAGAUCAUUUUAUUGGAUUUUUUUCUAACCUGUGUUAACACCAUUGAAUGUGUAUUUCUCAAGAAAAUACCACCCUCUUGUGCCCUUAAAAAAAGCAUUACUUUAACUGAUAGGGAAUACCACAAGUUUUUCAGUUCAGCUGUUCAUUAGAUAGUAAUUGAAGAUAUGUAUAAAUAUUACAAAGAAUAAAAAUAUAUUACUGUCUCUUUAGCAUGGUUUUCAGUGCAAUUAAACCAAGAAAUGUGUUGUUUUUUUUAAAAAUAGUAUUUAAUAGGUUUCUGACUUUUGUGGGUCAUUUUGCACAUAGCUUUAUCAACUUUUAAACAUUAAUAAAUUGAUUUUUUUUAAAGAUCCUUUUGUGAAGAGCAUUUUUGAAAAUAAUUAUUGAGACAUUCAUUCUAUUUGACUUUGUGGCUCUUUGGAAUCAAAGUUAAGGGCAAGUUUUUCUUAUUCUUUAAAGCAUUUUUACCUUGAUUAACUAGGGUGUGAAAAGAAUGUGGUUUGUUUAGAAACCGCUCUAUCUUUUUCAGGAAGAGAAACUUCAAUAAGUUAACACUGAAGAGUAGUAAAGAAUGAGAUUAAAACCACCAACCUUCUGAAUACCACAUUGGCAAGUAAAUGUAAUUGUUUGAAUAAAUCUCAUUCAAGUCAAACUAAAUUAAGUUCAAAAUUCUGUCCUAAAAUGUAGAUUUUUAAAGAAAUAAUAUAUAACAAUGUGGUUGAAAAGCUAAUUUAAAUUAGGAGACUCAAUGAUAAGUUCAAAAAAGCAUACAUUCUUGGCUUUCCACCCACAUGCUAGGGAAGUAGAGGUAUGAAUAUGGGAGAUAAUAAAUCAUUUUAUUUUUUUCAGGACACUGUCUUGGCUUCUCCCAGCCUUUCUUCUGAACCCUAUACAAGUAUACAAUGUUGAUGAAGUAGCUAGUGGUAGAAUGUGAGUAGCAUACCACCUUUCAUCUGAAAACUUUCAAUUCAUAGUAUCUAAAAGCUUUAACAUUCCCAGUCAUUAAUGUCUCCAACUACAAAAUGAAAGCAAAGUACUUUGCAGUCAUCACAGAAUUACUGUAAUAGUUAAUUCUUGUUUUGAUAUUAUUGCCAUCUUGGAGGAUUAAAGUAAGUGGGUUGGCUCUCCAGUUCUAUUGUUACUUUCAGAAUUUGUGCUUUCAAAUGUCAUUGCAUAUGCACAGGACACAGUUGGGACAUGAAGAUAAACCUCACCUAAUAGAGCAGAUGUCAUUUCUGGGUAAGGUUAACUGUGGGAAACAGAAGUAUGUUCACUAAGGAAACCUUAGGUCACAACCUCCAGUUUCCUGAAGGAAAUGCCAAAAAUGCUCCAAAGACAAAAGGCUGGAAACAAACUGGAAUGUCUCUAUCCAUCUGUCUGCUGAGGCGGAAGGAAUGAUUUCAUGUUACACUCACUUCCUAGGGCUUUCAUUACAGAGUCAAACAUAAUGGAAAA